UCCCGCCUGCCUUCCUAUCUCUCUCUCCACCCCCCUCACCCCCGAAUGAAUGAGUGCAUGUCACUGCCCGCUUGUCGCUGUCACGACUGACCGCAACUCUCCAACCUCCCCGGUUUCUGUCGCUGUUCUACCCUUUUGGUUUACAUUUGCUUUUGUUCAUCAUUUCCAAUAGACUCAUUUCUCGACACACCACUGACGCCAUCGAGCCACAGGUAUCCCCCUUGCUUGACUCAAAACCCAAGUCAAGCAUAGGACAGGGAGCGAAAUCGGGUGUGUCGGGGGCGCUGCGCAUAUGACGUCCUACCGCCCAUUUUGUUAAAGAAUAAUUAAUCUGGUGACUAACACAACGAAACCACCUGACAAAGGCACCACCACCACCAAACACAGACAUACACUCUUUCACAAACGAAGCAAAGAGACGAAGGGAGGCAUGGUCGGUUUCUCCUCAACCGCCGCCAACAUAGCGAACUCGACACCAGAUCUGAACCACAGCCGCGCUGUGGUUCAGACCUUGCCGACCACACCAUGCCCAUAUUCCAGGACGAUCUCUACCACUCGCCGCCCGUUCCCGAUGCAUCCACUGCAACAGAACCAAUCUUGCUGCACCAGCAAAUCAACAUGCCGUCCCUGACGAGGAAGCUAUCUGAAGAGAGCAUCCGGACAGAACUCUGCGAGGGCCUCGUUCUCGAAAGCCCGAGGGCCUCAACCCCCGAGAGUGAUGCCGCCGCAAUCACGUCUGAUCGUGCCGAGUUGAUUGAGCGCCUGAAGCGAGGAGAGAGUCCGACAUGGGUUCCGAACCGCCUUUUAGGAUCAUCUCGGAGCCCCAGAGAUGGUCCUUUUGCCCACAACAUCACUCAGCUCGAGUCGCUGUUCAAUAACUUGCCUCGUCCAACCACCCCACGAAGCUCGCGUCCGCCGUCGAGCUCGUCUAGCUUACUACCGCCGGCGAGCAUCACUCCGGAGAAACUGGGUGGAUUACGGGACGACGACGAGAGGGUGCGCGAGGGAUUGAGCAUUCAGAGACCGAGGUCUGCUCUGCACAGUGGCGACUUCACCGAGGACCGGUCGCGAGAGAAGCAGCAAGGGCCGCAGGAGGAAGAGGUGGAGGGGGGCGGCAGCGACCGCAGAACCACUCAGUUCUUCGCAUCUCGCAACGCGUGGAUCGCAACGUCGCCCCCGCGAGACUUUUCCUCGUUCCACUUCGACGGAAGGAUACCUUUUGUGGCCGCGCAUGACGACUACAGAUCUGUGCCUUCGUCUUUGUCCUCGUCAUUCUCGUCAAGUUUCGUGUACAAGCCGCCGACCAGCCCGCUAGUCCAGUCCGAGAGCAAUGAUGACGCUGACCUGCCGAUACCGCUACACGGCAUCGACAUCGCGACGAGCCCCCUGAACGUGAACUUGCGAAGGCACACGCUGAACUCGGUCGUCCCUUCUCCGUUUGCUGUUCCGCCGCUGAGCCACCCUGCGCUUCACAGGCAGUCCUCGCAACGAGGGACGGCACUGCCGUACCAAGCACACCAACCACGGCGGUCCCUCACAUCCGCGCCCCAAGUGACGCUAUCCGGCACCUCACCGCAAACGCCCGCGUUUCUUAGACCUAGGCGGCCCUCGUUCAAUGCUGAUACUUCUCCAUUGCAGCAUGCGUCCAUGGUCGGGUCCUAUGAAGAGAGCAUCCUCCGGGGUCGAAUGUCGACGACGCCGUCGAAGCCACUUAAUUUCCUUGCGCAGAUUGGCGUACUGGGCUUGGGGAAGUGCAAGUCCAGCUUGAGAUGCCCGGCGCACGUCACAUUACCUUUUCCCGCUGUAUUUUACAGCUACGGAGGAGCAUCGCAAGGCCGUGUGCGAUCAGAAGACGGGCCAAGUCCAUACGUUGGACAAAUUGACCUGGAAAACGGUCUGCCGAAACCCGAAGAGGGGCAGCGUUCCCGGCGGAAGUUGCAGGCCAGGGUCGCUGAGCGGAGGGUUGUCGAAGACGACGUGGCCAUGGGCGACAGCCCUGCGAUGGUAGAUGGCUCGGAUCGUGAGGCACGCAAAACGCAACGGGCAAGGCGGAGAUCAGGGUCACCUAGGGCGCCACCUGGUGGGAGUUAUCGGAUACCCGAGAAGGGCCAGAUCCAAAUCAUUAUCAAGAACCCGAACAAGACGGCUGUCAAGUUGUUCCUGGUCCCGUAUGACCUCGCUGGCAUGGAGCCUGGGACGAAAACCUUCAUCCGACAGCGGAGUUAUUCGGCUGGCCCCAUCAUUGAGAACGCGCCUGGGCUCGCCGAGGCCGUGGGCUCGGAUCGGCCGAUCCUGCGCUAUCUCGUGCAUCUACACAUUUGCUGCCCAGCCAAAGGGCGGUACUACCUUUACAAGAGCAUUCGGAUCGUUUUCGCCAACCGGGUGCCCGAUGGCAAGGAGAAGCUGCGCAACGAGACCACAUGCCCCGAGCCGCGGUACACGCCGUACAAGCCCAUUCGUGCGAUGCACUCACCACUAUCCAACAGCAGCGGCCCCGCAGCAACACUUGCUGCCGAGAAGGCUUUCAGGAGGCGGAGCGCUGGCUUCUCGCUAGGCCAAUCUCUACACGGGCUCGACACAUCGGACGGGCUCUCACAAUCACCGCAGGCAACAGGGCAACAGCCGUCGCCUUCUCCUUUCAGCUUUGGCGGCAACAACCAGACGGUGGAUACCAUCCCAUUCGCUCUGCCGGGGCGCGCUCGUCUCGGAAGCAACACUAGCGACAGCACAAACACCACUACUACUCCGGGUAUACUCUCGCCUCAGUCGUCACAACCAAGCAGGCCAACAACCAAGGACGGCUGGGAAGCUCACAUCGCUCGAUACGAGAAGCUAAACAAGGGGGAUGUCGGAUACGGCGGCAACUUUUUUGCUCCAUCUGGGCGCGGAAGCCCGGGCGGCACGGAAGGAUUGCUUUCUCGACGCCUUCGGUCUCUAGGAGUACAGAACCAGGGCGAGCUGUCCUCAGAUCGUCGGGAUAGCCCGGAGUAAGGCAUAUACAUAUUGUACAUAUCUAAUCAUCUUGUCACCGCCCGGGAUUAUAUGGGUCUCGGAGUUUACGAAACGGAGUUCAUCGGACGGAGGGCGUCAUAGACUGUACCUGGGCCUUGGUUUCGUGCCGGGAAGGCACUUUUCCCGUGAAGAUUGAGAAUCAAAAACGAACAACCAAGUCCGAUUGCCCAUACUGGCUUCCCAGGCACAUUGUGAAGUGGCCGCGAGGUCCAAGGAACCCACCCCCCCCCCCCAUAACAACAAAAACAAGCUCACAAUGUGGCGAAGGCUAGACCGGACCGGACCCCUAGGUCAUACCUUCCUAAGCCUCACUCUUCAACCGGCU
Molecule: messenger RNA, 3337 nt
Organism: Colletotrichum destructivum
Lineage: Eukaryota; Fungi; Ascomycota; Sordariomycetes; Glomerellales; Glomerellaceae
Product: Putative atos-like domain-containing protein
Exons: 1
Coding region: 526-2991 (821 amino acids)
Source: RefSeq, a predicted model, not a curated record